Molecule: messenger RNA, 1011 nt
Organism: Klebsormidium nitens
Lineage: Eukaryota; Viridiplantae; Streptophyta; Klebsormidiophyceae; Klebsormidiales; Klebsormidiaceae
Source: the annotation of a GenBank genome assembly
AUGCAAGAAGUUGUGCUUGCGUGGCUGCCGGUGCUCCUCACAUACGCUUUGCAGGCGGCCUUCUUGCUGGUCGUGCUGGCAGCUUCAGUAGAGUUUGUAAGAUCGGCAUGGCGACAGCGAAAGCUGGAGCGCUCUAAUGACGAAGUGGGAGAAGCGAUCUCAGGAAGCGAGAGCACCGGUAGCCCAGCUCAAACUUCGUUGCAAGCAAGCCAAGCUCACCUGGAAAUUAAACAGGAGCUGGCUGCGGAAGAAGAGAGAAAGAGAAGGGCGCGGGAGGUCCGAGCAAUUGCAGAAGCAGAGACCGCUGCACGUAGGGAGACAGACCUGACGGUACGUUUGCAUCAAGCGCGCGAGAGUCAGCAGGAGAGGCAGAAGGCAGAGGCGGCCCGGAAAGCUGAGGAGGCCCGGUUGAAGAAGCUGGAGGAAUUGAGAGAGAGAGAACAGGAGGUGCUGCAGGCCAAGGCGGCCCGGUUGGAGGCCCCGGGGAACCCCAGCCGCCCGGGACAAGAGUUCGAAGAAGCACGGAGCAAAGAGAGGGAGCUGAGACAUCGGCAGGACGCCGCGUUCCAGGCGGCGCUCGCGGCGGACCGCGCGAGGGACGCGGAGCUGAAAAGGAUUGCCGACGAGCGGGAACGUGUCGAAAAGGGCGCGGCUGCACUGGCGGAACGGAAACGGAAGGAACGGGCGGCCUGGGAGGAGCGCAAACGGAAGUUGCGAGAGUCCCUCCCGAUUGAGCCGCCUCCAGGCACCCCUGGCCGCAUCGCGCUCUCUGUGCGGCUGCCGAAUAACAGCUCCUUCCGGCGCGCUUGGUCGCCUGACUCUCCCCUGGCCGAGGUCUAUGUUUGGGUUGACUCCUUGGAAGAGAUGAGCGUCCAUCCAGGCGAGUACCAGCUUGUAACAACUUUUCCAAGACAAGUCUUAGAGAAGCUCGAAGGUGGGGACGGACAAAGGGUCCUCCUCUCAGAAUUGGCAAUGUAUCCAAGCGCAGCGCUUGUAGCGGAAGUACUGUGA